Tachyglossus aculeatus (Australian echidna) is the source of this 1575-nucleotide messenger RNA. Its product is annotated as SLAM family member 5-like. The record is from RefSeq and is a predicted model, not a curated record. Gene Ontology annotation, cellular component: external side of plasma membrane. NCBI's taxonomy places the organism in Eukaryota, Metazoa, Chordata, Mammalia, Monotremata, Tachyglossidae. The coding region runs from base 1 to 1485 and encodes 494 amino acids. The transcript is spliced from 12 exons. Gene Ontology annotation, biological process: T cell activation.
AUGGCACUUUCACCUGCAGGGCUGGGAGGAAUCCAGUCCUCGCGCAACUCUCUCAGAAGGCUUGUAGAAGAAAUUGUGUGGGAAAGCCCAACGGCCCGGGGCAAGCAGAGACCCCCCCCUCAACCUCCCUCCCCCGAGCUAAGCAGAGGAGGGAAGAAGAAGGAGGAGGGGGACGAAGAGAACAACCAGAUCAUGAAGACCCCCCUCCCCCAGCCCCCUUCAUUCCUCUCAGCACAAUCGGAUGUGGUGUCCCUCAUCUUGACAUUACAGCAAUCCCCUGGCUACGAGGCCUCGCUGACUAAUGUGUUGAUUGACCGAUUCCUCAAGAUUAUGGGGUCAGAUGAGUUCUCAGAGAACGUCUACUACUACCUGAGCCGCAGAGAGCCUCGGUUGGCCCUGCGAGCACGUGUGCUGAACGUCCUUUUGUUGCAGGGCCCUGUGCUGAGCGCCCCGACCGCGGGGAGGACCAUGGGGAGAGCGGGCCUGUGGAUCCUGGUCCUCCUCUGCCUGGAGACAAAUGCCUCCAGAGAGGUCAUGGAUCUGAUCAGGACCGUGGGAGGUUCGGUCAUCUUCCCCCUGCCCAUCCCGGCCGGACUCAAGGUGAAGAGCAUCGUCUGGGCGUCUCACACGACAUUGGCAGUGGUGAAUCGGGGAGCACCGGGACAUCCAGAUGCCCUUCAGGUGGUGAAUUUCCAGUUUUCCGGGCGGACAGACCUCCCGGACGGGAACCUGUCCCUGCGGAUUGGCGCCCUGACCCCCAAGGACACCGGGGCCUACCGGGCCGAGGUCCACACGGCCGACGCUUACGACACCUUCCGCUACACCCUGAGCGUCUUCGAGGAACUGAAGGAGCCUCGAGUGUCCGUGAACUGUUCGACGGCGGAGGAGCAAGUGACCCUGACCUGCUCCGUGGCCGGGAGAGGGGACAACGUGACGUUCAGCUGGUUGUCUUCGGGGACUGGGGGGUCCCCCGACGGCCCCGUCCUCAACGUCUCCCUGGGCCCCGGGGACCCUCCCCUGGAUUACACCUGCACGGCCACCAACCCCGUCAGCAGCAGGUCCCUCACCGUCCCUGCCGACCAGAUCCUCUGUCCAGGGUUUUCGUCCAUCAUUCAGAAGGCUCCGGGGCACCUCCUGGCCCUCCUGAUCCUGGCAUUCCUGCUGCUCCUGCUGGUCCCCGGCGGGAGCCUGCUGUUCCUCCGGAUCCGCCGGAAACGAAAGGCCAAAGGAUCGAUCGACGGAAUGGUUGCGGAGACGGCGGAGGCGGUGUCCGUCCAGUGUGAGUCGGUCCCCCGGGGGGACCCCACGAGAGAUCCCGAGGCUGGGAAAAGCACCCCGGAUACCCACCCACCGACCAAGAAUCCAGAGGAGGUGGAGAACUCCGUCUACGCUGUCGUGCAGAGCAUGAGAGUGAAGAGUCAGCGACCAAGUGUCCCCCCGAAACCGGCCUCCGCCAGACCUUACCCCUCCAACAACCUCACCUGAGCCGAGGAUUGCCCACCCCAAGAAAGAGAAGGAAGGGUCCUCCCAGCCUUCCACCUGGACAACACUACUGGCUACGUGUGGAGAUCCCGG